Messenger RNA from Aspergillus sclerotioniger CBS 115572, 1312 nucleotides. Its product is annotated as cyclin-dependent protein kinase. Gene Ontology annotation, molecular function: ATP binding; cyclin-dependent protein serine/threonine kinase activity. Lineage: Eukaryota; Fungi; Ascomycota; Eurotiomycetes; Eurotiales; Aspergillaceae. The transcript is spliced from 3 exons. Gene Ontology annotation, biological process: protein phosphorylation. Gene Ontology annotation, cellular component: nucleus; cytoplasm. Bases 178 to 1056 code for a protein of 292 amino acids. The record is from RefSeq and is a predicted model, not a curated record.
AGAAUUACCCUAUCGACCUGGGGAUAUACAUGGCCCCAAGAGUACCAGACCAGGGGGAAUUAGCGGGGUUUGUGCCUGACAGUCAGGUCGCCACAGUCGAUCCUUCAACUACUGCGCCUCCCCGACAAUUCCCCCUCUCCAUCCACCAUCAUCACCUCCCAGCAGAACAUCACCACCAUGACACGAACGCCACCCAACUCCUUCCAGCAGCUGGAAAAGCUCGGCGAAGGCACCUACGCCACGGUCUUCAAAGGCCGCAACAGCCAAACGGGAGAGCUGGUAGCAUUGAAAGAAAUUGCUCUCGACACCGAAGAGGGCACACCCUCGACCGCGAUCCGUGAAAUCUCCCUUAUGAAAGAACUCCACCACGAGAACAUCCUCAGCCUCCACGAUGUCAUCCACGCCGAGAACAAGCUCAUGCUCGUCUUCGAAUACAUGGACAAGGACCUGAAGCGCUACAUGGACACUCACGGCCAGCUCGAGUCCCCGAUCAUCAAAUCCUUCGUAUACCAACUUCUCUGCGGCGUCGCCUACUGCCACGACAACCGCAUCCUCCAUCGCGACCUCAAACCCCAGAACCUCCUCGUAAACACCAAGGGGCAACUCAAACUCGCCGAUUUUGGCCUCGCGCGCGCAUUUGGCAUCCCCGUGAACACCUUCUCCAAUGAAGUCGUGACCUUAUGGUACCGCGCACCAGACGUAUUACUCGGAAGCCGAAGUUACAGCACGAGCAUCGAUAUCUGGUCCAUCGGAUGCAUCGUCGCAGAGAUGUACAUGGGGCGAUCGUUAUUCCCGGGCUCAAACAACGAAGACCAACUGCAGAAAAUCUUCAAGGUGAUGGGCACGCCGUGUGAGGGGACCUGGCCCGGUGUGUCGAGGUUACCCGAGUACCGGGCAGAUUUCCCGCUCUACGCAGCACAGGAUUUGAGGGGGCUGGUGCCGCGGAUAGAUGCGGUGGGUCUGGAUCUCAUGAAGAAGAUGUUGAGGUUGCAGCCUGAGAGGAGAAUUAGUGCUGCGGAGGCGUUGAGACAUGCUUGGUUUGAUGAUCUGGAAUGAGUAAGUGUGGAUGAGAGGGUUGGUUGCCCUGGUGUUACCUCUGAGCUGCUAGGGUACUUUUGUUGAUGCGAGGAGUCAUGCGAGGACUAUUCAGCCUGGAGGGAUUGGUUUGAGCCGGAUGUCGGUAGUAAGUAAGGAAGAAUUUGAAACCGAGGGGUUGGUUGCGGGGGAACUUCUUCAGCCGGUCACAAGGGGGCUCUCAUGCUAUCGUUCUCUGAGACACCCACUGGUAACGUACACCCGCCAAUCACUGCCC